Molecule: messenger RNA, 1344 nt
Organism: Spirometra erinaceieuropaei
Lineage: Eukaryota; Metazoa; Platyhelminthes; Cestoda; Diphyllobothriidea; Diphyllobothriidae
Source: the annotation of a GenBank genome assembly
AUGGACCUAUUCUCCGCCGCCUGCGAAAACUUCGGUCUGGUCAUUAACACGCAGAAGACGGUGGUGAUGCACCAACCGUCACCCAUCUCAGCCACAGCCUCCAACGCGUCGCCGCAAAUCAGCGUGAACGGAACCCAACUGCAAGUGGUGAAGAACUUCCCGUACCUGGGCAGUACCCUCUCCCGCGACACCAAGAUCGGCGACGAAGUCGCCAACAGGAUCUUGAAAGCCAGUCAAGCCUUCGGUCGCCUCCAAAGCACAGUUUGGAACCGUCACAAUCUUCAACCAAGCACGAAGCUGAAGAUGUACAAGGCCGUCAUCCUGCCGACGCUACUGUAUGGAACGGAGACUUGGACGGUGUACACAAAGCAGGCACACCGACUGAACCACUUCCACCUCAGUUGUCUUCGUCGCAUCCUGAGGCUGAACUGGCAGGAUCGAAUCCCCGACACUGAAGUACUGGAACGAACGGGAAUCCUCAGCAUCUACUCCAUGUUGAGACAAAUGCAGCUGUGCUGGAGCGGCCACCUGGUGCGCGUGGACGACGAGCGACUACCCAAACGACUCUUCUACGGAGACAUCGCGAUGGGUUCUCGCCGUCAAGGAGGCCAGAUUCGCCGUUACAAGGAUACCCUGAAGUCCUCCCUGAAACGCCUGCAAAUCAACACGGCCAACUGGGAAGAGCUCGCACUCGAUCGACCGAUCUGGAGGAGGACAGUGAAGACAGGCGCUGCGAUCUACGAAGCCAAUCGCAUCGCUGCCGCCAAGGCGAAACGCGAAGCCCGCAAAUCCCAACUUCGCCCAGUACGCAACGCCGCCCCACAACCGCUUCCAGCGUGUACUCGAUGUCAACGGACAUUCCGGGCUCGAAUCGGACUUGUUGGACAUCUUCGGAUCAACUGCGCCUCUCGAACCGCACCAACCAUCGACCCCCCGCCCGCGUCUUCCUCCCCUCCGUCGACAACUAACUCUGACAAUUCUUCUGAACCACCACUUCCAUCCUCCUCCUCCUCCUCCUCCUCCUCCUCUUCCUCAUCCUCCACUGCUCCAACGGCGGCCGUUCAGGCGACUGUCACGCGCGCAACGACCGACACUACCACCACCUCCCCCGACUCAAGUGAUGAGGAUCAGGACUACACCUGCUCCCACUGCGACCGCACCUUCACCUCACACAUCGGCCUGGUCGGUCACUUGCGAAUCCAUCGCACAGAGACUGGCGAACCAGUGCCUGGAGCACCAACCUAUACCCGCCACGCUCGACUCAACCGCCCACGCUGCCCUCGCACCUUCAGGCAUCGCAUGGGCCUAUUCGGCCACAUGCGCAUCCACGACGACCUGCGGUAG